AAACUCGCGCGUUAAGCUUGGAAGAGAAAAGGGUUUGGUUAGGUCGUGAUUUCGCACAGAUUCAAAUUCUCUGCGAUCUGACACCAUCCACGAUCGUCGUUUUCAGAUUCUCCUAUUCCCAAUUCUGUUUGGUCUCUAUCAAUUUUUUUAAUAAAGUUUGGGAUUUGAGGGUUUUGGGCGAUGAAUGUGGGUGACCUCAACAAAGUUUGGGAAAUCAGAGCACUGAAGAGGAAACCCGCGGCAGAUGAAGCCACCAAAAUGUUGGAGAAGAUCGCCAAACAGGUCCAACCCAUCAUGCGCAAACACAAAUGGAGGGUCAAGCUUCUCUCUGAAUUUUGCCCGGGCAACCCGCGUCUUCUGGGGUUGAACGUUGGAGCUGGUAUACAUGUGAAGUUGCGGCUACGGAGACCAAACAGGGAUUAUGAUUUUUACCCGUUUGAUCAAGUGCUAGAUACGAUGCUUCACGAGCUUUGCCAUAAUGCCCAUGGUCCUCAUAAUGCCAACUUCUACAAGCUCUGGGAUGAGCUUAGAAAGGAAUGUGAAGAGUUGAUGGCUAAGGGAAUAACUGGCGCAGGAGAAGGGUUUGAUCUUCCAGGAAGGCGUUUAGGUGGCUAUUCUCGGCAACCUCCACUUACCUCCCUCCGCAAAACAGCGCUGGAAGCUGCUGAAAAGAGAGCACAACUGGGAUCUCUUCUUCCAUCUGGACCAAAACGCCUAGGUGGUGAUAGUGUUAUAAUGGAGGCACUUACUCCUGUACAAGCUGCUGCAAUGGCUGCAGAAAGGAGAUUACAGGAUGAUCUAUGGUGUGGUUCUCAAUCUUGUGAAAAUGUGGAUCACAGGGAUGUUGAUGAUGAAGUUGAUGAGAACAUUGUGCAUAAGGGGAAAGAUGUGGGAAACUCAAGACUAGCAGAUAAUUCCACUCUACCUUCGAAUCUGUCAUCUCGAAAAAGAAGUCAGGCUAUGGAUUCAAGUUUACCUGUUAACUCAUCAUCUAGUGCUGCUGAAUUUGUAGAUUUGACUAUGGAUUCAGCGAAAAUUAGAUCUGUCAUGGAGCAUCAAACUGGAUCUAAACGAAGAUGCUGUGAAUCUGAAAGCAUUCCACAUUCUCAAUCCAAUUCUCCCGCAGCAUCUACUUCAGCAAAUUUGUCAAGUGUGUCUGGGCCACUAUCUGGUGAUAAUAGAACAUUUCGUUCUGAAGAAUCUGGAAUGUGGGAGUGUACGAUGUGCACUCUUUUGAAUAAAAGUUUGGCUCCUAUAUGUGAAUUGUGUGGCACGCAACAGCCAAAAGAUGUUAGUACCAAAUACAACACCUGGUCUUGCAAAUUCUGUACGUUGGAAAAUAAUGUGAAGGUGGAGAAUUGUUCAGCCUGUGAUCAGUGGAGAUACUCUCAUGGCCCUCCAGUAUCAACCAGGACACCUAGCCUUGGUACUUAGCUGAACUGUGUACUUUGCUUAAUGAGUCAGUGUUGAUUCAUUUUUGACUGUAGUAUUUGGAAAAUUGCAUUACUUUCUCCACCUAUUUAAUUAUGGUUGAUUAUUCAUUUUUC
Cajanus cajan (pigeon pea) is the source of this 1547-nucleotide messenger RNA. Its product is annotated as zinc ion binding protein. Gene Ontology annotation, cellular component: nucleus. Gene Ontology annotation, molecular function: metallopeptidase activity. NCBI's taxonomy places the organism in Eukaryota, Viridiplantae, Streptophyta, Magnoliopsida, Fabales, Fabaceae. The record is from RefSeq and is a predicted model, not a curated record. Gene Ontology annotation, biological process: DNA repair.